Messenger RNA from Candoia aspera, 4434 nucleotides. It is a transcript of the gene CEP128, whose product is annotated as centrosomal protein 128. The record is from RefSeq and is a predicted model, not a curated record. The transcript is spliced from 24 exons. Gene Ontology annotation, cellular component: spindle pole; centriole. NCBI's taxonomy places the organism in Eukaryota, Metazoa, Chordata, Lepidosauria, Squamata, Candoiidae. Bases 139 to 3414 code for a protein of 1091 amino acids.
UCUCUCUCAGUGGCAGGGCGGCUAGUUCAAGUUGCCAUAGCGGCGGUGGGGCGGCUGUUGGACAGUUGGAGCCGGAGGCGUCCGGGAGUCAUGCUUCUUUCCUGACAGCUCUUCUCAUGUGUGAAGGCGCGGAUUCCAAUGGCAGAUUCAUCCAGCGACUCUGAUAACUUCCAUCACAGAGUUGGAAGACGGGGUCCUAUAAGAGCAACCAGAAUCCGAAAUCAUGGAACUGAAGAUGUUACAGAGAAGAUUCACACCUUAGCAAAUACUUUGCAGGAUGCAAAUUGGAACCUAAGACAUGUGGAUCAGAUGUUGGGCCAGUAUCGAGAGUAUAACAGUGAGCAAGCAGAAACAAUUGCAAAUCUUAAAGAAACUUUGGAACAGUCCCUGGGCCAAUUAAGGAACCAACGAUUAUUGAGAAAUUCUGGCGUAAGAAGUGCAUCUCUUUCAAGCUUGUAUGCAAGUGACCUGGAUGGUGGAGCUCCAGAAGUUCAUCAUUUCAAGCCUACCUCUCCCCUCAGAGAUUGCAGUGCAACACUGGGUACCAGGCACCCGCGAUCUAGAUCUGCUGUUCGAUUUGUUGAUCAGCGAGGUAACUUGGACCAGCUGCAUUCUUUACACCAGUCACUUAGAGACCUCAGCAGUGAACAAAUUCGUUUGGGAGAUGACCUCAGCAGAGAACUUGCAAGAAGAAAUCGAAGUGAUGCUGAAACAAAAAAAAGAUUGGAAGAUUUAUCUGGCAGACUUGAUGAAUCGCAAAGACAGGAAUUGGUAUCAGAGCGGGUAGAGAGAAGACUUCAAGAGAUUGAACAAGAAAUCCGGUCAGAAAGACAUUUGGUAGAAAGACGCCAAGACCAACUGGGACACAUGUCUGUGCACCUGCAGGAAGCUUUAAAGCAACAAGAUGCUAAAGCUAAUGAAGCAGAGAUUGUCUUGAAAAAUAAAAUUGCCAAAAUGGAAGAUGAAAAAAGCAAACUUGAACAGGUUUUGGAGCAUUCCCGGAGGAAACUGGAUCAUUCAGAAAGCAGUAGAGAUGUUCUUCUCCACCAGAUUGAGGAUCUCCGUUCCCAACUCCUUAGAGCAGAAGAGGACCGUUUGACUCUGCAGCAUCAAAUAUCUCAGGUUGCUAAGCAUCACCGAAGCCAUCUAGAGCAGCAGGAUGACAAGAGGAAGCAAAGAGUUGUUGAGAGGUCUGAUCCAGAGAAACAAGAGAUGGAGAAACAGAUCUGGGAAUUAAGAGCACAAUUAAACCACAGUGCUGUAAUGUCAGAGAUAGAGGAGCUGAAGCGAUGUGUUGAGCGCAAAGACAAAGAGAAGAUGCAGCUUGGAAUGCAAAUAGAGGCUUUAACAGCUGACUUGGAAAAGAGGGAGAACCAGCAGCAAAGGAUGUUGAGCCAACUGAAGGAGAUACAGAACAACUAUAAAAUCUGUGAAAAUGAGUACAGAGCUGCAGAAGCACAGGUUACAGAUCUAGGUCAACAACUAGAACAGUCAACCAAGGAAGCGGAGAAGUACCUAGCUGAUUUCAAGCAAUCUGAAGUACUAAGGCUAGAGAUUGAGAAGAAAAAGGAGGAGUUAAAACUCAAAGCUCAGGAAUCAAUUCGAUACUGGAAAUUAAGGUGUAAAAAACUAGAACAUGAAAAAGAAAAACAAACUGAACUUCAUAGCCAGUUGAUGGAGAAGAACAAUUUGGUUCUUAAAGAAAAGGAUGAAUUGAAGAGCCAGCUUCUUUCAACUAUGCACCAGAUGGAAAAUCUUCAGAAGGAACUGACAGAUGUUCUUGAGAAAAGGGCCAGGCAAGAAGAGGAGAUGCACUGUAAAGAAAUGAAACUCAGUGAAACUAGAUCCUUGCAGAUGGCUCUUGAAGAAGAAGUCAGGGAUGUCAGAAAAACUACGGAUAAACUUGAGAACAAAUUGCAGAAGGAGAGUCUAAUACAGACUCAGAUAAGAACUGAGAAACAGCAUUUAGAGGAAGAACUUGCAAGUAUCAACAUGAUCCAUGAAAAGGAUCAGACAAGAUUGUCAGAGAUGCAAGCAGUUAUAAAAAAUUUGAGUGCUGUUCGGGCUGAACUAGCCAACCAAAUAGCAGAAGAGGAGAAAUCCAAAAAAGAAAUGGGGAAAUCAGUAAUGGAACUGCAGAAAAAAGUUGAAUCUGGUCAGGAGGAGAUGGCUAUCCUCAAUAAGCAACUGAAACUGGAAAGAGAUGUCCAUAAACAGGAGCUGGCAGAACUUCAGUCAGAAUUGCAGCAGAUGAAAGCCAGACAUGACCAACGUGUCCAAGAGAUGAUGAAGCUAUUCAACCAAGAAAAAGAGGCAGCGGCUAAUCACAUUGGAAUGUUGAAGGCAGAACUUGUAGAAGAAAGAAAUUUUGUAAAGGCUCAUCGUCGACAAGUAGAAAAAAUGAAAAUUGAAUGCGAUAAGCUAACAGCGGAGCUAACUCACAAGGAAGAAGAAAAUGCAAAAAUUAAACGAAAAUGCCACAUAAUAAAACAGGAGUUAGAUGAAAAGAAUAAAAGAAUAAAUAGUGAAGAUGAUCAGCUAAGGAGAUUAGAUGAAGAAAGGCUUCAACUUCAUGAUCAACUGCAAGGUCUUAAAAAUGAACAGGAAUCCAUCUACUCUAUGAUAGGAAGUGAAAUUGAUGCAGCUUGUCAAGUCUUUUCAAGAGAUUCUAUGGAGAAAAUCACAGCAACAUCACUUAUACCUGGGAUACCAAAUGAUCCUCAUCGCUGGUUAGCAGAGACAAAAACUAAACUUAGAUGGCUUUGUGAAGAAGUGAAGGAGAGAGAGACGAAGGAAAAGAAGCUCCGUCAUCAUCUGUUACACAGCCGAGAGCAAUUAAAGCAGCUGACCUUCAGCCAGGAGACUGAGCACCAAAACCUCAUAGGCCAGAUAGAAAAGCAGGAGCAACUACUAGAAGAAGUUUGCCAGGAGAAGAAAUAUCUACUGGAAAAGACUAUCAGGAAGGAAGAAGAAAUAUGUACACUUCAGGAACGAAUAACAGCAUUGGAAACAAGUACUCAGUUAGCCUUAGAACAUCUGGAAUCUGCUCCUGAGAAACUGAAUCUUUUUGAAGAUUUCAGAGAUUUUGGGAAUUCUCAUAGUCAGAAAGAAAUUAUUGAAAAAAGAUACAAUAAAUACAAGCAGCUUGUGGGCUCAUUACAGCAGCAUCUGGAAGAUUUAAAACACAGACUUGAAAACUUCCAAGAUAAGAAAACCGAUGCUGAUUUUUCUGCUGUCCAGAGUGUACCUUCCAACUGGCAAACCAGCACCAGCUUUAUGACCAGCUCCUUGCUUUCUAACUCUGAAUCAUUUACCAAAAGUAGUGUUCCUAUGGAUUUAAAUGCAGCUAAAAAAGAUACCAUCAGCAGCUCUGUGAACAGGAUGAAGCUAUGGACAGAAAAGGAAAAGCUCUAAAGCAAGAAGACAGUGAACGAUUUCACUGUAGAAAAUUCAGCUCUGCAUCUUUAGUUUUUGGCUGCAGCCACAGUCAAGUGCAGCUAUAUUUAAGAAAGCAUUUGGGAGCCCUGGUUCAAGAAUUGCCAAAUAUUGAUAGGAUUUCAGUUAUUAUUUAAAACAAGGCAAGCAAAAUGUGAAGAUGCACCAUAUAUUGUAAAAUGCCAGAUUGCCUGGUGUCCUCUUUGGUUUCCUUCUACCAGUUCUCUACCAGUCCUUUCUGAAUAUAUUUUACUGAGAAAAAGAGAAAUAAUGUGUGUCUGCAUAGACACACCUGCACAGACACAGAAGCUUUGUAUGUUUUAACUUCAAAGACUUGACAGUAUUUUGAUUGAAGAAUAAAAUAUAAAUACACUUUGUGAUAAUCAGGAAAUGCUGAAUAAAAAUGGUUUUUUCUGUGUAUACAUGUUUUAUAAUAUUAAGAGAUGUGCAUGCAUAAUAGCAUUUUACAACAAAAGGUGCCACAAAUGUAUUAUGCAAUGAUUACAUUAUAAUGAUUAUUAAUAGACUUAGUUUAUUUCUGAAACAAUGAACUGAAUUUCCUCCACCUGAUCCAUGUUAAGAGAAAAAUAUAGCCUAAUCCAAAAUUGGAGGAACUCUUUCUAAUGAACUAUUUUUCUGAUUAAGCACAAAGAUAAUUUUGUUCCUAAAAUCUAAAACAUCCUGAUAAUGUAAUGAUAUACUUUUGGUUCUAUUUGUUAGAAGAGUCCCAGAGGUACAAUAUUUAAUUUUGUAUUACAGAUCUCCUAGAGACACUUGUAAAUUGAUAAACAGAUUGAGAACUUUUGACAGGAGAGGUAUUUUUAUACAAAUAUUCAGCCUUUUAAGACAAGUAUUUCCCAUAAUCAUAGCAUUUUUACUCUUGCUUUAUGCCAUUUAUUGAAAUGUUAAUGGAAAUGUACAGUAUUUUGGCUCUCUAUUAUGAAAUCUGGAUUAAUUCAGCUCUUUCCUUUCUUGACAUUUUAAUAAAGUCCUGAAGUA